Molecule: messenger RNA, 16451 nt
Organism: Rattus norvegicus (Norway rat)
Lineage: Eukaryota; Metazoa; Chordata; Mammalia; Rodentia; Muridae
Source: RefSeq, a predicted model, not a curated record
AUUAUAUAAAACUAGUAUUAUAUAAUAAUAAAUGUAGUAUUAUAUAAAAGUAUAGAUUUAGUAUUAUAUAAAAGCAUAGACUUAGUAUUAUAUAAAAGUAUAGAUUUAGUAUUAUAUAAAAGUAUAAAUUUUAUAAUAUUUGGGUUCUAUUUUAUCAUUUUAUGUGUAUGAGUGUUUUACCUUCAUGUAUGUCUGUGUAUCACAUUUAUGCUUGGCUUGAGGGAGUGGAGAGGUUCCCCGUGAGUGCUGUGGAUCAGGGCCUUAACCCCUGAGUCAGCUCUCCAGCUUGCCUUUAAUGCUUUUUUAAGCAAACUCCUACUAUAUAAUCUGUAAUCCGGGCUGGCAUUGAAUUUGUAAACCAAAUGCUAAGAUUAUAGAUGAACACCAACACAUCUGGCUAUCUUUAAUCUUCUUAGUAGAAUUUAGUUGAUAUAGAUUUAAAAAAAGGAUAAACCCAGAUAGUAAAUAGAAUUCAGUCUCGAGUAAGAGUUUAAUUUUUUUAAAAAAGAUUUGUCUUUAGAGUCAAGAAAGAUGGCUCUGUGGUUAAGAGCCCUUGUUGCUUUUAUGCAGGACCUGGAUUCACUUUCCAGCAUCCACAAGUGGUUCCAACCAUCAGUAACUCCACUUUCAGGAGCUCUAAUGCCGUUAGCCUUCAGGCACCAGUACACAUGUGCACAUGCAUACAUGCCAUACAUGCCAUACAUGCAGGCAAAACACUAGCACAUAACAUACAUCUUAAAUUUAGAAGAGUUACUCAUGUUUACAUGUGCAUUUCUUUGGGACUCUAUGCUGCAUGUCGGGGGCUCCCUGCACAGGACUGAAGAGGGAGCUGACGUACAGUUGUGACCGUCCCCAAGCAAGCGCUGGAUUCUGAUCUCCAGUCCUUCUGAAGAGCAGUAUGCAUUUUUAAUCACUAAACCAUCUUUCUAGCCCCAAGAGAUCUAAUUUUAAAGCUAAAAUGACAGUGAUGGGGGACAAGAGCUAGAGCCCAGCAGUUUAGAGCAUUGUUGCUCAUGCAGAGGACCACAGUUCGAUUCCCAGCACCCACAUGAUCAUGUGUAAUUCUAGUUCCAGAGGAUUCUACACUCUCUUCUGACUUCUGUAGAUACCAGCCUUGUACAUGGUGCACAUAUAUUCAGGUAAAACACUGAUGAUGCAUAUAAAAUCUUAAAAAUACAUACAUGUGGGGUUGGGUAUUUAGCUCAGUGGUAGAGUGCUUGCCUAGCAAGCGCAAGGCCCUGGGUUCGGUCCCCAGCUCCGGAAAAAAAGAAAAAAAAAACAAAAAAACAUACAUGUAAGACAGAAAAGGCAGCUAAUGACACAUACCUUUAAUCCCAGAUCUUGGGGGACAGACACAAGUGUAUCACUGUGAGGCCAGUCUAGUCUACACAGCAUGUUCUAAGACCUCCAGAGCUAAGGCAGUGAGAACUUAUUUCAAGAAACAAAAUACAGUACUAGAAGGAAAGGGAUUGGAGAACGGUAGCAGGAAGGAAGUAGUGAACAGUAGACAGAUGAAAAGUGCAUAGUGGAAAAGAUCACUUGGUUUUCAUUAUAGGAAUUGUCUGUCUGUCUGCCUGUUGUUUUUUGAUAUAAAGGUUCUCUGUGUAGCCCUGGCUGUGCUAGGAUUAAAAGCGUACCACCAUUGCUUGGCUCAUUAGGGUUGUCAUAUCUAAAGAGUUCAUCAAGGAGCUAGAGAGAUGGUUUAGCAGUUAAGAGCCUAUGUAUACGGCUCUUAGCAGAAAACUAGAGUUUGGUUCCCAGAACUCCUCUAUCAGGUGACUCAAACUGUAACUCUAGUUCUAGGGGAUUCAGACACUGCCGGCCUCAUAUGCAUGUACACAUAGUAACAAGUACACACAUUCAUAAUGAAAAAUAAUAAUUAAAAUUUAAAGGAUAUAUGAAGAGACAUUAAUUAUGUAGUAAGUUCAUGGCAUAAAAAUAAUUUCAAAUUAAAAUUGGAAGUAGAAAGCAAUUUUUCAUUCUUCCUACUGUUUUUCCGGUUAUAAAGAAAAGAAGGUAGAGCCGGAAAGAACUGGGUAGCAGUCACUAUAAAGUGUGAACAUCUACGUUUGAUCCCUAGAGUCCAUGAAAAAAGCCCGUUACUGUGGUGUACACUUACGAUCUGAGCUGCAGAGGCAGAAACUGGCAGCAGCCUCCAGGUCAAAGAGAAACUCAGACUCUGUCUCUAAAAAUGAGGAUGGCAUCUGAGGAACAAUACCCAGGCUUACCUCUAACCCCCACGCACGCACGUACGCAUGCACGCACGCACGAGUUGAGAAGUAGCUUGGACAUUUCAAGGUAAAUUAAUUUGGAAGAAUAACUAAAUAAAAGGGUUUUUUGUUUGUUUGUUUGUUUGUUUGUUUGUUUGUUUAUGAAGCAGGGUCUCAUGUAACUCAGAUUAGCCUCAAGCUUGCUAUAGAUGAUGACCUUGAAUUCCUGAUCUCAGGCCUCUGCCUUCCAAAUGCCAAAAUUACUGGUCUACACCACCACCACCACGCUGCCUAACUAAAUGCAAAACCACCUUUUUGUUUGUUUGUUUGUUUUCUUUUAAAGGUAGGUCUCACUAUGCAGGCCUGGCUGCCCUAAGACUUGCACUGUGUAGACCAGACUAGCCUCAAACUGAAAGAGCUCCAUCUACCUUUGCCUCUCAAGUGCAGGAUAAUGUCAUGUGCCACAAAGCUCAACAUAAAGAAGCUUUUCUAGAGAUCAUUUUUAUUGAUUUCAUUUUUUAAAAAUCUUUGUGGAUGAUGAUGUUAUGUGUGUGCUGUGUAUGGAGGUCAGAGGUAGUCUGCCUCUGCAUUUGCAUAGCCUGCUAGUGUAACAGUAUUCUCCUCUCUCUAAAAUAAAAUUCCCAUUUUUCAGAUUCAGAAAUUGACUCUUAUUUUCUGAGAUAAGCUUCUUUUGUGGCUCUGUGUUAUUUAGGCAGGCCCUGAACUUCUGCCUCCAGUUCUUGGGUGUCUGUUUCACAGGUAAUACACCACCAUACCUGACAAGAAGUUUCCAUUUCAAACAAUAAUUUUUCCAAGAUUCUAUAGCAAAUAAGUAGUAGAAUCACGCUAAAACAUGUGCAUUUUUCUGUUUAAUAGAAUCCUCAUGAAUAGGUUAUUCCUAUAUUUAUGGAUUUAUUUAGUGAUUCUAGGUAUUAAGCCCAGGACUUUGUUUAUGCUGGUCAAGUGCUUUACCACUGAGCUCUUUUUGUGUUUUUAAAAAUAAAUAAAUAAAUAAAUAAAUCUGUGCCUUUAAUUUAGUUCUCAGGAAGCUAAAUUAGGUAGUAAAAAUCUUUCACAGGUUUUUAUGGAUUUUCUUUCUUUUGUUUUUGUUAUUGUUUUGUUUUUCGAGAUAGGGUUUCCUGUGUAGCCCUGGAUAUCUUGGAACUCGAUCUGUAGACCAGGCUGGCCUCAAGCUCAGCGAUCCACCUGUCUCUGCCUCCUGGGUGCUGAGAUUAAAUGUGUGUGCCAUCAUGACUGGCAUGGUUGGUUGGUUGGUUGGUUGGUUGGUUGGUUGGUUGGUUGGUUGGUUGGUUGGUUGGUUUGUUGAAAGAUUUUCUGAUCUCCCAAAAGAAAAUACUAAAACUUUGGUUCCUUAUAAUUUUCUCAUUUUUAUUUUUUGCAACACACACACGCGCGCGCGCACGCGCGCACUCAAUUUGCAUGUUUUUUAUUUAUUGGGGACAAAAUACCAUGAUGUGUGUGGAGAUCAGACAAUACCACUUGGGAGUUCCCACAGUGUAAAUCCUGUUGAUGACUCAGGUUGUCAGUUUGGUGGCAAGCUAAGCGCCUUUUACCCACUGAGCACCAGCUCUCCUUGCUUUCUUUGUUUAUUUGUUUGGUUUUGGUUUUGGUGUUUGAGGCAGGGUCUCUCUGUGUAGAUAGGUGGACUUCAGGUUUGAGAUGUUCUCCUUGCCUUAUCUCCUGAGUACUGAGAUCACAGGUAUGAGCCACUCCCUUCCUUAUGUUUUAUUUUCCUUCUCUGUGGAAUUUUUAGUGUUCUACAUUGUAUAAUUUUUAUUAUUAUUUGUGUAUUUCUUUUAUCCUUCCUGAACCGUAAGUUUCUAAAGACUUGUAAUUGGUAGGUUUUUGCAUGUUCUUUGUUGUUACUUUGCCUGGUUUAUUCUGUGUAUGUUUUACAACUCCUUAGAAUAGCCCAAAACAACAUUAAUACUUGAAGACAGAUGGGGCCAAGCAUGAUGUCUCGGUAGGUAAAUGUGCUAGCUGUCAAGCUCAACACGUUGAACUUAGUACCCAAGAUCCACACGGUGGAAGGAGAGUAUUGACCUCUGCCAGUUGUCCUCUGACUGCUGGUCACAUAUGCACACCAUGGUAUUCAUCACCAAGACCACUACCCCAAUAAAUAAAUAAAUAAUAAAUAAAUAAAUGAGUGAGUGAGUGAGUGAGUAAGUGAGUGAAUGAAGAAAUGUGUAAAAAUGCCAGUUUUUUCUCCUGGUUACUUAAUUCCCAGAAAUAACGACUCUAAGACUAUUUAUUAAUAAACACCUAGGGGUUGGGGAUUUGGCUCAGUGGUAGAGCACUUGCCUAGCAAGCGCAAGGCCCUGGGUUCGGUCCCCAGCUCCGAAAAAAAGGAAAAAAAAGGAAAUAAACACAUAGGCCAUAAGCUUCAGCUUGUUCUCUGAUUUGUUCUUAACUAAUUAUUCCUUUAUUCCAACCUGGGUUCAGCUAUGUGCUGACUUAAUCUGUCUCCUCAGCAUUCUGUGGCCAAUCUCUUCAGUCGAUUUCCCAGAAUCUCUUCCUGACAGUGUCCCACCUCCUAUUUUCUGCCUCAGCUCAUUGGCCAUAAGCUUUUUUAUUGACAGAUGAUGCUUAUGAGAUUCUGUAUACAUGUAAAUAGGGUGGGGGAAAAGGGGGAGUUAGAAGUUGAGCAGGUGGGGUGUUCUAGAGGCUGGGGCAGGAGGUUCAUAACAGGCUGCCCUGGGCUAUGUAACAUAACUGGGUGUGAGGAGAAUAAACAUGUAAACUCAUUCCUACUUAGGACUUAGAGGGAAACAGAUAUAACAAAUACAAUAUGAGUAUUAUAAUGGUGAUUCUAGAAAAUUGAACAAUUUAACUUAGAAUGUCAGUUUAUUUAACAAUUGAGCAGGCAAAAUGUUACAUUAUAAGAAUAUUGAAGCAACUAUUUCACAUCUGACCAAAUGUAUUUGCUAGUAGAUGUAUGAGACACAGGCAUCUAUGGGUUGUUGGUAUCUUUUCCAUAAGAAACGGUAGUUAUUACUUUUAUUUAAAAGAUUAUUUUAUUUUUUAGUUAUUUACUUUACAUUCCGAUCACUGCCCCCCCUUCCUGUCACCCCCUCCCACAAUCCUUCCCCAUCCCUCUUCCCUUCUCUGAGUGGGCAGGGACUUCUCUGGGCAUCCCCCAAACCUGACACUUCAAGUCUGGGAGACUAGGUUCUUUCUCUCCCACUGAGGCCAGACAAGGCAGCCCUGCUAGAAGAACAUAUCCCACAUACAGCCAACAGCUUUUGGGAUAGUCUCUGCUCCAGUCUUUCGGGAUCCACACAAAGACCAAGCUGUUGGGGAGGCCUAGGUCCAGCCCGUGUUUAUUUAAAAUUUUUAUUCCAUUUAUCUGUUGUGUGUUUAUGAGUUGUGUGUAUGGAGGUCAAAGAAUAAUUUGAGGGGGUUGUUUCUCUCCUUCUAUCAUUUGAUUCCCAGAUAUUUGAACUCAGAUCAUCAGGCUUGGUGGUAAGCACCUUUUCCUGCUGAGCCAUCUUGCUUGCUUACCCAUCCCCAACCUCUGUCCAUCUCCCACUUUGGUAUUUUUUUCAGAUAGUCUUAUGUGGCCAAGGUUUCCCUGAGUCUUACUCAUUAUGUAGCUGAAGAUUCCUCUGAACUUCUGAUCCUUUUGCCUCUGCCACUCUAGUUGACAUUACAUUUAUGCAAUGUUGGGAUCAAUGCCAACCAGGGCUAUGCCAACAUGCCCUGCAAAUCUGAUUUUGUCUUUUUUUGUUGUUGUUUUUCCUUUGGGACUCUGUGAAGCCCUGGCUUUCCUGAAACUCAUUAUGUAGAUCAGGCUGACCUUGAACUUCAAGAUGUCUGCCUGCCUCUACCUCUGCCUCCCUAAUAUUACCUGAUUUUUUUUUUUUUAUUCCUCUUCUCCCCAGCCCCUCAUUAAUACAGACCAUAUGUAGAACUAACUGGUCUGAACUCGGAGGGAUCUUCCUCAAUCUUCUGAGUGCUGAGGUUAAAGGCCUGUGCCUGUGCAUGAGUGUUAUGUGUGUGUUUGAAUGCCAUGGUGUGUUUGUGGUCACAGGACAACUUUGUAGAGUUAGUCUUCUCCCUUUCCUUUUUACAUAGGUUCCAAGGAUUGAACUCCGAUAGUCCAGCUUCACAGCAAGCUUUCCUCUGCCGAGUGAGCUUUUUGUCAGCUGCAAACACAUCACUUUAGAUCAUAACAUUCCACUCUGGUUCCUAAAGUCACAUUUUCAUUUCAUGAUCAAAAACACAUUUAGUCCAUUUCUUGUAAGUCCCCGUAAUCUUUACCAUUCUCACCACAGAACCCAGGUUGCAAAAAAAUAGAUGUGACACCUUUGUAACUCCAGUGUGGGGGAAGCAGAGACAGACAGAUCCUUUAGACUGACUAGCUAGUCUAGACUGCAUGGUGAGCUCCAUGAGAGAGCUCUUCUCCAAAAACAAGCUGAAUGGCACCUAAGAAGCAAUACGGGAGUUGUCCUGUGGCCAUCUUAAGCACUUAUGCAAACAGGUGGCUUUGAAUCCUUGUGAUGACUUGUAGUGUUCAGCAGCCUUCUGAAUAGUAAUGUGUUUAUAAAGCUUGCUUUCUUUGUUACCUCUUUUGAUCUAUAUGACAGUAUUGAAAAUAGAGAAGAUAGUCAUCUACUCAUACCAUCCUCUGGUUGUAAAAAGGCAUUGUUUGGUGAUUGUCUUCUCUUGGAGAAAUGGACUUUUAUAGCCUAGCCUUUUAGGGGAACAACCCUUAAAAAUCUGUGCUAAGGAAUUUAUGAAAAUAUGUGUGUGUGCUGGGGUGGGCAGCUGUGAAAGUACAAGGAAAGUGGUUUACAGGAAGCUGGAAAGUCCUUGGGGGUUUUAAAAUAAUCCUGCAAUAGUAACCAUUGUGGUUUUAGAACACUUGUAACACAACCAAUGGUAGGAGAUACAACUGAAGAAGCCAUUUGCUUGUCCAGAUAGCUCUGUAGCUCCCCAAAUAUUUUCUACUGUUCAGACUUUAGAAUCAAAGUGAAGCAUACAGACUGUUAUUAAAUCUUCCUAAGUCCUUUGUUUUGGAUGAGCUAAUAACGUCACUCAGUGAACACUGGAUUAAUUACUGAAAUGUAUGCGGUCACUGUGUAAGCACAUUCUUUGUUGUGGUCGUGGUGGGCAUUGCUUUUGUUUUUCAGUCCAGGUCUUCUUCUCGCUCUCCAGCUCUGCCUGGCUUAGAAUGCACUGUGUAUUUAGUCCCCGCUAGCCUCAGAUUUGCCAUAGUUCUCAUCCUGAGCCUAAUUCCCAAGUGCUGGUAAUUCCUGAUGUGAGUCACCAUGCCUGACUUUUUUGGAGUUCUUUGAUUAAAAGAUAUCUACAUAAGGGUGGCUGGGUAUAUGAAUCAGACAGUACUUGUGUCUUCAAUCUGCAGAUCUAAGUUUGGGUUCCUAGUUCAUAUCUAUAAACAUGGCAAUAACAGAAACAGAAAAUCUCUCAGGCCUGCUAGCCAAUCUGAAAACUCUGGGAUCACUGAAAGAACUUGUCUCAAAAAAUAAGGUGAAAAGACAAAGAAGACCCCUGAGGUUGAACUCUAGCAUCUAUAUUCCAGUGUUGUACACAUUCAAGGCACAAACACACACAUACACAUGUGAGCACAUAGACACAAUCAAAAUAAAGGAAAGCAUUGAUCAUUAGACUGGAGUAGCUUAAUGACAGCAUUUGCGAGUUCAUGGAUUCUAUUCUCCCCACUACAAAGACAAAACAAUAAAUAGAUAUAGAAACAAAUUCCAGUUUAUUAGCAAAACAUCAUUUAGCUUUAUUUAGAAAAUAAGGUUCUAUGUCCAGUACGCUUACUCAGCAGGUUCUGAAGUGGAGUAGAUUCUCCUUCCUUUAUGUGGAUCCCAGGACUCAAGCUGUCAGCUUGCAGGGCAAGUGCCUUACCCCCUGAGCCAGUUUAUUGGCCUCAGAUCAUUUUCUUAAAGUUGGGGACAGUGAGAGACACAACAAAAAUAUUCUUAAUAAUUUAAUAGAAUUUAAAUAAAAAUUUCCAUGCUUGAAAAUAAGGAACUGAGUUUAGCUUGUUUUAAAAAGAAGUUGGCUGUUCAGGAGAAUAUACACUUUGCUACUGCUGUGUUUGCCUUUUUUUUUUUUUUUUUUUUUUCCCUUUUCUUUUCUUUUUUUUCCGGAGCUGGGGACUGAACCCAGGGCCUUGAGCUUGCUAGGCAAGUGCUCUACCAUUGAGCUAAAUCCCCAACCCCCUGUGUUUGCCUUUUUAAAAAAAUGAUCAUGGGGCUGGAAAGAUGGUUCAGUGGUUUAGAGCUCUGGCUGCUCUUCCAGUAGACCUGGGUUGAGUUUCCAGCAUCAGCAUGGUGGGUGGUUCACAGCUGUCUGUAACUCCAGGAUGAAACACCUUUACAGACACACAUACUGGUACAACACCAAUAGACAUAAAAUUUUAAAGGAAGGAAAGCCGGGUGGUGGUGGUAAAUGCUUUUAGUCCCAACACUUGGGAGGCAAAGGCAGGUGGAUUUCUAUGAGUUCAAGACCAGCCUGGUCUCCAGAGUGAGCUCCAGGACAAACUACACAGAAAAACUGUCAUUAAAAACAAAUAAUAAAAGCUUAAAAACUUGAUUGUUACAAAUUGUUAUUUGGUUAUUCUGAAUGAUAUUCUUCAUGAUAAGCUCAGUCAUUAAUUGGAAAUAAGUAAGGGGAUUUUAUAAAAAACCAUGGUGCAGUCUCUUCCUAUUUAUAUUCUUUGGAGUCUGUUUCCCACUGUGAUUUUGUUCCCUUGACCUGUGUGUUCUCCUUAAUAGCAUAAUAAUGUAGUGUAAUAAUGUAGUGUAAUAUAAUAUAGUGUAAUAAUAUAGCAUAAUAAUGUAGUAUAAUAAUUAAUGCAAGCAGUAACUUCAUCUUCAGGUCGUUGUGUAAUGUGGGUAUUUACUGAGUUAACUCUAGAGAAAUUAUUAAUGAUGGCUCUUUUGAGGCUUCUUCUCUGGAGUUAUUUCUCCUGGAGUUGGUCUAGUUCUGUGCAGAAGGAUAGAUGUGAGGGAAUCUAUGAAGUCUUUUUAACAGGAAGCAGCGGUCCGAGCUAAGCCCCUUAGUUUACUCAUCGUUAACAGCACUCAAUUCUUUAAGCACCAAAGAUCUAAAGUUGUUUUCUAGACUUCUAGUUAUUUUAAAGUGGUCUUAACCCUGUCUCCUUAGGCUCCUUACAUAGUUCUUUAAUGAAAAAACAAUUAACAGAUCGGUGUCUGGUUGGUUCCAUCUAAUUUUUACUGUGAUUUAUUUAAGGAGUCCCAUCUUGGACUCCGAAUACUGAUUUGCCAGAAUGAGUCUGUUAAGUGAAAGGUUGGAAGCUAGAGUUAGUUUUCUCCCUUUAACAGACUGACAUCCUGACCCAGCCCCCACCCCUGGGUUAUUACUGAAGAGGAGAUUGUUCGUGUUCUCAAGUAGCAGUACAAAAAUCUCACACCCCAUCUGACCAGUACAAAAACAGCUGCUGUAGCACAAAAUGUCCUUCCUCCAGCCUCACUGAAAUCGGGGGAGGGACAAAAGCCCAAUUGGUACUUUACCCCUGUCCUGUCUGCCUGCUAGAAGGCCUGUUUCCUACCCUGAUGGUUUCUGCCUAACAAACCGUGUUUCUUUUUUACAGCAUUAUGAUCCUGGACUUGUUGUGGUGAUGGUAAACUUAGCAGUGGGAGAACAGAUCCUAUUCCAAUCGUUGUCAAGUAUGAUGUCAUGGGCAUGGGUCGAAUGGAAAUGGAGCUGGAUUAUGCCGAAGAUGCUACCGAACGGCGCCGUGUCCUAGAAGUAGAAAAAGAAGACACAGAAGAGCUGAGACAGAAGUACAAGGAUUAUGUUGACAAAGAAAAGGCAAUUGCAAAAGCCUUAGAAGAUCUCAGAGCCAACUUUUACUGUGAACUUUGUGAUAAACAGUAUCAGAAACAUCAGGAAUUUGACAACCACAUCAACUCUUAUGAUCAUGCACACAAACAGAGAUUAAAAGAUCUCAAGCAAAGAGAGUUUGCCCGAAAUGUCUCUUCAAGAUCCCGCAAAGAUGAGAAGAAGCAAGAAAAAGCCCUUCGGCGGCUCCAUGAGUUGGCAGAGCAAAGGAAACAAGCUGAAUGUGCACCUGGAAGUGGGCCCAUGUUCCGACCAACCACAGUGGCUGUGGACGAAGAUGGUGGAGAGGAGGAUAAAGACGAAUCAUCAACCAACAGUGGUGCGAGUGCCAUUUCCUCCUGUGGCUUUGGAUCUGACUUCUCCACAGAGAAAGGGGGCCCCUUCACGUCAGUACAGAUCACUAAUAGCACUGGACUGUCGCAGGCUUCUGGGUUAGCCUCGCAAGGUAUCAGCUUUGGCAUUAAGAAUAAUCUGGGACCCCCACUGCAGAAAUUGGGAGUGUCGUUUUCUUUUGCCAAGAAAGCUCCCGUCAAACUUGAAUCAAUAGCAUCCGUUUUCAAGGACCAUGCAGAAGAGGGGACCUCUGAGGACGGAACAAAGGCUGAAGAGAAGAGUUCUGACCAAGGGGUGCAGAAGGUGGGAGAGACUGAUGGUGGUGGUAAUCUUGAUGGAAAGAAAGAAGAUGAAGACCCUCAGGAUGGAGGGUCCCUUGCCUCAACACUGUCCAAGUUGAAGAGGAUGAAAAGGGAAGAAGGAACAGGGGCUACGGAGCCAGAGUAUUACCACUACAUCCCCCCAGCACACUGCAAGGUCAAGCCGAACUUCCCCUUCUUACUCUUUAUGAGGGCCAGUGAGCAAAUGGAAGGUGACCACCGUACACACUCAAAGAAUGCUCCAGAGAACAGAAAGGGCAGCUCUCCCAGGCCUAAAGGUUGCAGUAAGGCAGCAGCAAGCCAAGGAGCAGAAAAAACAGUUAGUGACGUUUCUGAGCCGCAAAAGGAAGCCACUGUGGUUGGGCCUUCCGAGCCUGGAGGCAAAACUGAAACAAAGAAAUGCUCAGGAGAGGGUGAAGGUGAGCAAAGUGUGGAGAGUCUUAGAGAGAGCUCAGAGAGCCAGAUGUGUGAAUCCGAUCCUAAAGAAAUUUCUCAGGCCACCCCAGCAACAAAAGCAGGCCAGGGACCCAAGCAUCCUACCGGCCCGUUCUUCCCAGUUCUGAGCAAGGACGAAAGCACUGCCCUGCAGUGGCCGUCAGAACUGCUCAUCUUCACCAAAGCAGAGCCUCCCAUUUCCUACAGCUGCAACCCUUUAUACUUUGACUUUAAACUUUCAAGAAACAAAGAUGCUAAAGCUAAAGGGACAGAGAAGCCAAAAGAUGUCGGAGACUCGUCAAAGGGUCAUCUCCAGAGCCCUGAUCCUAGAGAACCGAACAAAAGCAAGGAGGGGGAGCAGAGUGUAGUGCUCUCAGAAGGCAGAGUGGAUGAACCUGCUUCAGGGGCUGCCUGUAGCAGCCUGACCAAGCAGGAGCCUGGGGGUAGCCAUGCAUCAGAAACCGAAGACACCGGAAGAAGCCAUCCUAACAAGAAAGAACCAUCAGGCAAGUCUCACAGACACAAAAAGAAAAAGAAACACAAAAAGUCCAGUAAGCACAAACGUAGACACAAGGCUGACAUGGAGGAAAAGAGUUCAAAGGCAGAGUCUGGGGAAAAAUCUAAGAAGCGCAAGAAACGAAAAAGGAAGAAGAACAAAUCAGCCCCAGCUGAUUCUGAACGAGGACCCAAACCAGAGCCUCCUGGAAGUGGCAGCCCUGCACCACCAAGAAGACGGCGCCGAGCUCGAGAUGACUCCCAGCGGAGAUCCCUUCCUGCUGAAGAAGGAAACAGUGGGAAGAAGGACGAUGGUGGAGCUGGUAGUGGUUCCCAAGAUCACAGUGGCAGGAAACACAAAGGUGAACCGCCAGCCUCCUCCUGCCAGCGGAGAACUAGUGCCAAACACAGCAGCCGGUCCAGCCAUCGGAGCCAGCCCAGCAGUGGAGAUGAGGAUAGCGAUAACGCUUCUUCUUCACACAGACCGCACCAGAAGUCUCCGUCCCAGUACAGUGAGGAGGAGGAAGAAGAGGAGGAGGAAGAGGAAGAAGAGGAGGAAGAAGAGGAGGAAGAAGAUGAAGACUCGGGUAGUGAGCAUUCUCGUAGCCGCUCUCGAUCUGGCCGUCGCCAUUCCUCACAUCGUUCUUCCCGGCGGUCUUAUUCAAGCAGCUCUGACGCUUCUUCAGACCAGAGCUGCUAUAGUAGACAGCACAGUUACUCUGAUGAUAGCUAUAGUGACUACAGUGACCGAUCAAGAAGGCACUCUAAGCGCUCUCAUGAUUCAGAUGAUUCAGACUAUGCCAGCUCCAAACACAGGUCCAAACGACACAAAUACUCAUCAUCUGAUGAUGACUAUAGCCUCAGUUGCAGCCAGUCCCGAAGCCGGUCUCGGAGUCAUACAAGGGAGCGAUCAAGAUCCCGGGGUCGAAGCCGCAGUAGCAGCUGUAGUCGCAGUCGAAGCAAGAGAAGAAGUCGCAGCACCACAGCCCACAGCUGGCAGCGAAGCCGAAGCUACAGCCGAGACCGGAGCCGCAGCACCAGGAGCCCUUCUCAGAGAUCAGGUUCCAGAAAGGGGUCCUGGGGUCACGAGAGCCCCGAGGAAAGGCGCUCUGGCCGUCGGGAUUUCAUUCGUUCAAAGAUUUACCGCUCUCAGUCUCCCCACUAUUUCCGAUCAGGUCGGGGAGAAGGUCAUGGGAAGAAAGAAGAUGGCAGAGGAGAGGACAGUAAAGGAGCAGGCCUGCCCUCCCAGAAUAGCAACGCUGGCGGCACAGGAAGAGGGUCAGAAAGUGACUGCAGCCCCGAAGAUAAGAACUCUGUUACUGCCAGACUGCUGCUAGAGAAGAUCCAGUCCAGGAAAGUGGAGAGGAAACCCAAUGUGUGUGAGGAGGUGCUGGCCACCCCUAAUAAGGCUGGACUCAAGUAUAAGAACCCCCCACAAGGUUACUUCGGGCCUAAGCUCCCCCCGUCUCUUGGUAAUAAGCCUGUUCUUCCAAUGAUAGGGAAGCUUCCAGCUACUCGGAAGUCCAAUAAGAAAUGUGAAGACUCUGCCUUGGAAAGGGGUGAAGAGCAGGAGCAUUCAGAGCCAGAAGAAGGGUCCCCAAGGAGCAGGGAUGCUCCACUUGGGCAUCAGUUCUCCUCAGAGGACACAGCUGGUCCCUUAUCAGACCCUCCCCCAGAAGAGCCAAAGUCUGAAGAAGCUACUGCUGAUCACUCUGUGGCUCCACUAGGCACCCCAGCACACACGGACUACCCUGGGGAUCCAGCCAUCUCCCAUAACUACCUCCCUGACCCCAGUGAUGGGGAUGCUCUGGAGUCUCUGGAUAGCGGCAGUCAGCCAGGCCCUGUGGAAUCCAACUUGCUGCCUAUAGCCCCAGACCUUGAGCACUUCCCCAGUUAUGCACCUCCCAGUGGGGAGCCUAGCAUUGAGUCAACAGACGGGACUGAGGAUGCUUCCUUGGCUCCUCUAGAGAGCCAGCCCAUCACCUUCACCCCUGAGGAGAUGGAGAAGUACAGCAAGCUCCAGCAGGCCGCACAGCAGCACAUCCAGCAGCAACUUCUGGCCAAACAAGUAAAGGCCUUUCCAGCCUCAACAGCCCUAGCCCCAGCCACACCAGCCCUGCAGCCCAUCCACAUUCAGCAGCCGGCCACAGCCUCUGCCACCUCCAUCACAACUGUUCAGCACGCCAUCCUACAGCAUCAUGCUGCAGCUGCUGCCGCUGCCAUCGGCAUCCACCCCCACCCCCACCCCCAGCCACUUGCCCAAGUGCAUCACAUUCCCCAGCCCCACCUUACCCCGAUUUCCUUGUCCCAUCUCACUCACUCAAUUAUCCCUGGCCACCCUGCCACCUUUCUUGCUAGCCACCCUAUCCAUAUAAUCCCUGCUUCAGCCAUCCAUCCUGGGCCCUUCACCUUUCACCCCGUCCCACACGCUGCCCUCUACCCUACCCUGCUCGCGCCACGGCCUGCUGCAGCAGCUGCCACUGCCCUCCAUCUUCACCCACUACUUCACCCCAUCUUCUCAGGUCAGGACCUGCAGCACCCUCCCAGCCAUGGGACUUGAGCUGGGAGUCGGAAGCCUAUGUUGAGCCAGGGAAGGUGACCUAUUCUUCCCUUGGGGGUGUAGAGCCAUUUAUACCAGCAAGUAAAAGCUGGAACAGGCAGUGUCUUGACAGCCAAAGAAAUGAGUUUUGGCUUGCAGGGAUGGAUUUAGAUUUGAGGUUUGCUUUGGGUUUACUAUCAGGGAUAUUUCCCCCCCUAUCCAACCCCCCCUCCCUCCCGUGUUUCUAAGCUAGGGAACACCAGUAAGAGCUGCCCACAGCCCUCUGCAGCAGUCUCCAGACUGUCAGUAAUCCUCCUCCUCUACUUUCUGAUCCUCUGCACUUCCCCUCUGUGAGUUCCGAACAUUUCCCUCCUCUAAAGGGUUGUCACCAAAGCACUUGCCAUGGGCCCAUCUGGUCCUGCCUUCUCAGUGCCACGAGGAAGGCCGGACUGUCUCUCCAGUGGUGAAAACUCCACUUUUCGGCAGUGUCUUUGACUAUCCUUAGUGACACGUUAUCCCAGGUGAGGUGGAGGAGGGGGUCUAACCUAGAACCAAAAGCAACUCAGGCUGCGAUCGACCCCUUCCUUACAGACAGCCAUGCAUUUGGCACUACUGUCCUCCUGCCCCUCACCCAGAAGGGGCAUCUACAUAUCCCAGAAAAGAAGAUCCUAGCGUGAGUAGAAGCUAUGCUGAACAUAGGGUCACCCAUGUGCUUCCCAGAAAGGAGCUCGUGUCUGAAGGGUAUACUUUCUUCUGUUAUGUUGAUGUUUUCUUUUUAAUUUAUAGGAUUUUUUAAUGUAAAAUUGCACUGAACUCUAUAAACGUAAAUGCUGCUUUUUGUAGCUCAUAUUAAGAAGGUUCCGUAUUUGUAGUAUACUGCAAUAAUAUUUUUUACAUCAGCUCUUUAAGUGAUCCUUGUUCUGGUGGCUUUCUGUAAAUAUGUUUGCCCUAGUUGAAUUAAGAAACUUUAAAGGUUAUAAAAUAAAAAGAAAAAAUAAAGUAUUUGUUUUCUGCUAGAUGCAAAAAUGACUAAGCAUGUAUAUUUUAUCAAUCUCCUGUAUUUUUUAAAGUUAUGAACUAUAAAAAUGGUAACUUUUUUUGCUGGGACAUGUUAAUAAUUCGCAGUAGUGGUUCGUGCUGGGUUCUUGAGUUGUCGAGCAACAGGCAGCAGCCAGUGUCAGGAGGACGCUCAGUCACGGUGGUCUCCCUGGUGUGCUUUGUUAGACAGUGGACUCCACAGAGUCCGGAGGGGAGGAUUGGUUCAACAGCUUUAUUCUCUGGAAGCAGUGACACUCGGUGACUGUCUAGGAAGAGGGACUCUUGGGUUUCCCUGGGUACUUUGUUCCGGACAGUCUUACUUGCCUUCCUAGUAUUUAGCCCCCUCUGACAAUUUUUUAAAUGUGCCUUUUGGGUUGGCUAGAAACUAAAAUAGAAGUAGACCAGAGGAUAAUAGGGUUGGGACAGUCUUCUCCUCUUCGUUGGGAGGUGAGUAGUUCAAGAUUUUUGGCUUUGCAGUUCUAUGCCAUCUGUCCAGCUCGAUUUCAAUUUCAGCAGUAGAGGCUCCUUUUUUCUUUUCUCCCUUGACACUGACCAGAAGUCCAUCCAUCCCUCUCCCCUUUGGCCUUCCCCAGGCUCUCAGCCCUCCUUAACACAGACCCAAAGGUGCUUGUAAUGCAGGUCUCAUCUCCUUUAUUAGUACUCUUAGGACUAGAACUGGCUAAGCAGUCAACUGACAUCGCCCUGCUUGCCUAAGCUAAGCUUCGCUCUCCCUGCCUCUCAAAUCCCCAACGGAAUGGGCUUUGUAAAGGAGCAGUUGCUGGGCAAAUGAGGCACUUACUUGGCUGAGCCCCUCCUUCCUUCUCAGUGUCCCUGUCGGUUUACAAGUCUCACUUUUUGGAUAACUAGCCCUGGAAAGAUGGCAUCUAUUUGAAGUGAAGGGACUGGUUCUUCUUGCUUUCAGCUCGUGUAAAUAUUUAAAUAAAACAGUGUUAACAUUUUGUGCUGCUUCCCUUAGGUUGUAGACAUCGAGCCAUGCUCUGGCCACCUCUGCCUUCCUGGGGGCAGUUUUCUUUAACUUCCAGAAUAGUGAUUUUAAAACUUCCAAAAAAAAAAAGAAAAAAAGAAAAAAAGGAAAAACAAAAUAACCUGUCCUUACGUACAAGCAUAACAGAUUGUAUUUGACUUUAUCACACAUGAUAGAGAGAUAUAUGCUGUAAAGUGAAGGAGAGGAACUUUCUAAUAAACCAACACUUUGGAAACUUA